CAAAAACGUCAAAAAAGCACCAUGGCGCGGCGCUUGGCCCGUGGCCUCUCCUUGGCCCUGCUGUGCUCCGUGGCCUUCGUUCGGCCGGGGCCGGUGAGACCUGAACGCACGGCGCGCGCAGCGAGCGCAGGGCUGUGGCAGGAGGCGCUAACAGCGGAGCGCGGGAGGGCGGAGCUGCUGCUCAGCAAGUUGCAGGACUUGGAAGAUCUUGGCGCCAGAGAGAGUUGUGGUGCUCUGGCGGAAAAACUGCAGGUCCUCUUGAAGCAAGAGACGCCUGCGAGCCAGGAGUCUUUUGACACGUUGCGAAGCGCCAAUGAUCAGCUGGACGAGGCGUUGAAAGAGUUGGAGAGCCCCAGAUCGCCGUCCCUGCCGUCUGUGGUGCCAAGCUCCCAACUCCCAGGGGACCCGGUGACCAUCGAUUUGUUGCCACCGGUGCGCGAAACCGAUGGUCCUGCUCUGAUACCUGGAGCAGCGCAUGUGCGGGUCUCCCUGCCAUUGGUGGACAACUCUGAGGUGAUGUGGGGCUGCGACCUGACUCCCUUGUACGAUGAGACUGGAAGCCGCCUGAUGUCAUUCACGGCAUUUCUUCCCUUGGGCAUGCGACUUGCAGGCCAAUCGCGCCCUGCAGCUCUUCCCCCCGCAGAUGCUGACCUGGUGGUGGUGGAAGAGGUGGAUCUCCGAGGCGAAGCCGACGUGCUGGGCAUCCGCGCGGGGGACGUGCUGCGGGCCGUGUCCUAUGUGGGGACGGGGCCGGAGCCCGGCUGGUUGGAUCAGAUGUUGGGAGCUAAAGCCAUGCCGAUGAAGAAGGUCAUGAAGUGCGAUGGCCGUUCAGUCGAGGAGGUGACUGAAGCGCUACAGUCCAACAGAGAGAGUCCUGAUGGUCGACUUGUGUUGCUACUGGAACGCCCUGCAUGAGGCAACAGUUGGCCAACACAACGACCAGCUGUGGCCAGUCGACCAGCUAGAGUUCAUCUCUGGGAUGCUGUGAGUCGUGCGGGAGCUGACAUCGAUUCUGAGUCUGUUUCAAGAAGACAAGCUGAAAUCUUAUGCCGCAGAAUGGACAUUUGACACAAUUCGAAGAUCUUGUGCAAUCUCCAAUUUUCAAAAGGUGCACGCACCAGUGCACCACUUUGCCACACUAUGUGGGGCAAAGAUUGUCGAUGAAUCCGGGCUGAGAUGGCGGCGGAUUCCGACCAAACAUCCCCACUGGGUCCUUUGAUUGCUUUGAAAUCGGUGGGUAUCGAUUUGCUGCUGGUGAUCCGAGAUCAGAAAUUGAAGGGUCCUUUCGGAG
Cladocopium goreaui is the source of this 1291-nucleotide messenger RNA. The record is from the annotation of a GenBank genome assembly. NCBI's taxonomy places the organism in Eukaryota, Dinophyceae, Suessiales, Symbiodiniaceae.